Messenger RNA from Symbiodinium natans, 891 nucleotides. NCBI's taxonomy places the organism in Eukaryota, Dinophyceae, Suessiales, Symbiodiniaceae. The record is from the annotation of a GenBank genome assembly.
AUGGAGUUGGAUGCAGAUGCGGCAGAUGCGGAUGGAGAUGCCGACAUGGAUGGCGCAGCGAAGGCCCCGAAAAAGCGCGGCCGAGCGGAAGGCGCCCCGAACGAGCCUCCCAUGGCCGCAGCGGUGGCGCACAGCGCUGUGCAGGCCCUGCUGGAUGCCUGGGAGGCCGAGUCGGACAGCGACGACGGCCAGGGCAAGCGCGGGGCCCGCAGCAAGCGCAAGCGCGGCGACCUCGCAGCUUCCACCUGGAUCCAAGAGGAUGGCGACGUGCCCAUCGACUUCAUGUCGGCUGAUGCAGCACACUCUGUUCUCACUGUGCGGGCGCCACCUUCCAAGCGCCUCCGCGGAACGCAGGUUGGAUCUGCUGGUGCCGAAAACAAGAUCGAUGCCUUGCGCCGGAGUGGCCUGCGCUUUGCUCCCGACGGGCGCCUCGUCGUGGACGAUGCCGCAGAGGAGAAGGACAAGAACGAGGCGCCGCAGUUUACGCACGGCGCCGCCUCGAAGCCAAAAGCGCUCUCCCAGCUGGCAGCACAACGCAAGGCGCGUGCUGAGGCGAAGGCCCAGGCGAGAGCUGCGAGGAGAGGUGGUGUUCACCUGAUCAAGGGCAUGGAGUCGUACAAGCCCGGCCGAAAGAAAGCGCAGGGCGACGCCAAGCGAAAGGGUGCGAAGCUGGAGCCCUACGCCUACGUGGCCCUGAACCCGAAGGUGACCAAGGAGAAGUUCAAGACCAAGGCCACCGAAACCUUCUCUAAGGUCAUCAAGGGCGCCAAGAAGGGUGUCCUGAAGGGGAAGAAGGCCAGAGCGCGAGAUCAGAAGGUGAAGCAGGCCAAGGAGACGAAAAAAAAGAAGCAAGCGCGACGCCAGCAAGUGCGCAGAACGGCGGCACGCUGA